Messenger RNA from Penicillium daleae, 810 nucleotides. RefSeq lists its product as uncharacterized. Bases 1 to 810 code for a protein of 269 amino acids. The record is from RefSeq and is a predicted model, not a curated record. Lineage: Eukaryota; Fungi; Ascomycota; Eurotiomycetes; Eurotiales; Aspergillaceae. The transcript has a single exon.
AUGAGACUGUCUCGGGCCUCCUGCUCCUGGACUUGGAACGCAUUCCAGGUGGAUACAACCUUGUUUAUGUAUUGGGGUGUCCCAACCGUAGCCUUUCCCAUCAAGGAAAUUACCCAGCAACCCCCCAGACCAAGUCGACCACCAAGUCCACCUCUAAGCGCCAGACUUCGAAGCGAGUCUAUCCUCCAGGAAAGAAUUCCAGAUCUCGCUGAAUCUCGCUCUCCAAGAUCUUCUGAUUUCGGGGAUAUCCAAACCCAACUCGCCCGUCGACUUCUUGCAAGCUGCGCGAUGAGCUUGCACGGGCUCGGGGUGAUUGGGGCGCAAGUGGCCGUGUCAAUCAAGAGCAAUGAUGAGAAGCACACCUCGACGCCGAUGAUCCAGUCCCCUUCAGCCUCCGUUCAGUCAACGCCGUCCAUCCACGAGCACCGCAGCCAGGACUUUGAUCCGCAUGUUGGAGCGAAACCGUACUCGCCAUUCUACCGCCAUGGAUCGCCUACUAUCUCCUAUGAGCAGCUCACCUUGGAGACCAAGAACGCCAGCCGCGAGCACAGCGGAUUGAGGGAUAUUGAGAAUGCCGAACCGUACUUUGUGACACGGAAUGAUAGCCCGCGGCGCUCGAAGCUGUGGGAAGGCGAGAAUCAGCCUCGGUCAUGUAUGCAAUCGUUGACUUCACGGCAACGCAUGGCCUUGAAAGCGGUUGUGGCAGUGGUCACGGUGGGCACAAUGAUUGCCAUCGCCUUGGGGAUUACGGCGGCGGUGGGCGGAGCAGCCUGGAGAGCCAGUGCAGAGCAGACAGCUCUCGGCGGAUGA